This is a messenger RNA of Prorocentrum cordatum, 1932 nucleotides long. Lineage: Eukaryota; Dinophyceae; Prorocentrales; Prorocentraceae. The record is from the annotation of a GenBank genome assembly.
AUGCUGCGCGUGAUGACCCUCCUGCCGCCGCUGCCGCUGACGGUGGCGUUCGUCGUUGUGAAGCCCCUCCCCCUAAACAUGUUCGUGUUGAGCCUCGUGCUGAUGCUGUCGCCGUCGGUGGCGACCACCAUCAUGCAGAACUCCCUGAACACGUUCAUGAUGUGCAUCGUUCUGCCGCUGCUGCCGAUGGUGGCGACCCUCUGCACGGAGCACCUCUGCCUGAACCCGUUCGUGAUGAGCCUCGUGCCGCUGCUGCCGCCGACGGUGGCGACCAUCCUCCUCAAGAACUUCUGCCCGAACAUGCUCCUGAUGCGCCUCGGGUGGAUGCUGCCGCCGAUGGUGGCGACCACCAGCAUGAAGAAUUUCUGCAUGAACCCGUUCACGAUGAGCACGACGAUACAUGGGAGGCCUCAACGUGCGACUCGGGGGAGUUCGCAUAUUCCAGUGGCCUCGUCGUGGCCGCUCCUCCUGUCGCUGCGGCCGACGGUGGCGCUCAUCUGCAAGAUGUGCCGCUGCCUGAGCCCGCUCGUGGUGUGCAUCGUGCUGCCGCUGACGCUGACGGUGGCGGCCAUAUGCCUCAAGAGCUCCUGCCUGAGCCCGCUCGUGAUGAGCUUUCUGCAGCAGCUGCCGCCGCCGGUGGCAACCAUCUGCUUCCAGAACGCAUGCCUGAACCCGCUCGCGGUGAACUUCGUGUCGACGCUGCCGCUGCUGAAGGCGACCAUUUGCGUCAAGAGCUCCAGCAUGAACCUCGUCGUGACGUCCAUCGUGCUGCCGCUGUCCCCGACGGGCUUCUGCAUGAACCUGAUCGUGAUGACCUUCGUGCUGCCGCUGCCCUCGACGGUGGCGAACAUCUGCGCGAAGAACGUCGUCCUGAACACGCUCGCGUGGAGCCGCUGGCAGCCGCCGCCGCCGAUGGUGGCGACCAUCUGCCUCAAGAGCGCCUCCCUGCCCAUCUACACGAAGAUCUUCUGCAUGCCCGCCCAGAGUGGGCUGUCCCUGGUGCUCCGUUCUUGCUACGAUCGGACAUCAUCCAGCUCAGUGGAUGCAGCUGGUCGCACCGCGGUCUCGCAGACGAGCUGGUAUGCACCGCCGCGGAGCUCCAGGCUGCCGCCGACGGUGGCGACCACCAGUAUGAAGAACUACUGCCUGAACCCGUUCAUGAUGAGGCCGACAGUGGCGAUCAUCUGCAAGAUGUGCCUCUGCCUGAGCCCGCUCGUGGUGUGCAUCGUGCUGCCGCUGACGCUGACGGUGGCGAUCAUCUGCUUCAAGAGCUUCUGCCUGAGCUCGUUCGCGACGAGCUGCCUGCUGCCGCUGCUGCCGCCGGUGGCAACCACCUUCUUCAAGAACUUCUGCCUGAACCCGUUCGUGAUGAGCCUCGUGCCGACGCCGCCGCUGCUGGUGGCGACCAUCUGCGUCAAGAGCUUCAGCCUGAACCUCAUCGCGAUGACCAUCGCGCUGCCGCCGUCCCCGACGGGCCCCCGCAUGAACCUGAUCGUGCUGACCGUCGCGCUGCCGCUGCCCCCGACGGUGGCGACCAUCUGCAUGAAAAUCAUCGACCUGAAUCCGUUCGCGUGGAGCCGCUGGCAGCCGCCGCCGCCGACGGUGGCGACCACGGAUGGGCCGCCCCCGGUGCCCCGUGUCCGCGUCGAGCCGAUAUUCUCCGCCUCCGCUGCUGCAGCGCGGCCCUUGCUGGGCUGGCAGAGUCCCUGGUGGAUCCCGACGCCGCCCUCCAUGAUGCUACACGUUCUGAGGCCCCGCGUGACUGCAGGCCCGUCGGAGUGGCUAGCCCCGCGCCCCCUGUCUCGCUCACCCCGCCUCUUCUGCCUCCCAUCCCCGCAUUUCCCACAUUUCAGCUCGCGCGCGAAUACACAUCCGCUCUCCGCGCGUCGGGCCCCGCGCCCCCUGCAGCGCGUGGGUUGCCUGUGCGCCUGA